Molecule: messenger RNA, 558 nt
Organism: Girardinichthys multiradiatus
Lineage: Eukaryota; Metazoa; Chordata; Actinopteri; Cyprinodontiformes; Goodeidae
Product: RING-box protein 1
Exons: 5
Coding region: 79-405 (108 amino acids)
Biological process (GO): protein ubiquitination; ubiquitin-dependent protein catabolic process
Cellular component (GO): cullin-RING ubiquitin ligase complex; nucleus
Molecular function (GO): ubiquitin protein ligase activity; cullin family protein binding; zinc ion binding
Source: RefSeq, a predicted model, not a curated record
CCAAAGUACUUAAAUUGGAAACAGGUUAACGGAAAUUGUCGUUCCUUCCGCGUGAAUAAGCCUCCCUGAUUAUCCAAGAUGGCAGCAGCGAUGGAUGUUGACACACCGAGCGGUAACAACAGUGGAGCGAGCAAGAAGCGCUUUGAAGUCAAAAAGUGGAAUGCUGUGGCGCUGUGGGCCUGGGACAUAGUGGUGGAUAAUUGUGCCAUCUGUAGGAACCACAUCAUGGAUCUCUGUAUAGAGUGUCAGGCCAACCAGGCUUCUGCGACAUCGGAAGAGUGCACCGUAGCCUGGGGUGUCUGCAAUCACGCCUUUCAUUUUCACUGUAUAUCCCGUUGGCUGAAAACCAGACAGGUCUGUCCGCUGGACAACAGAGAGUGGGAGUUUCAGAAAUACGGACACUAGUUGUUAUGAUACUGAUCUGGUUUAUGGCUUCUGCGAGCAUCGGCCUCUCUACCUUUGUAUUUUCCCCUGCUUACAAUAACUAGAUGUUGUUUUACACAUUUGUUCUGAGAUGUUUCAAGUACCUAAAUAAAGAGUAAUGUUAUCACAAACAGA